This is a messenger RNA of Pieris rapae (cabbage white), 699 nucleotides long. RefSeq lists its product as uncharacterized. The record is from RefSeq and is a predicted model, not a curated record. The transcript is spliced from 3 exons. Lineage: Eukaryota; Metazoa; Arthropoda; Insecta; Lepidoptera; Pieridae. Bases 126 to 545 code for a protein of 139 amino acids.
UAGUUAUUUGUGGUAACAACUGUGGGGGUAGAAGCAUUUUAUUGAUUAAAAUUUGAGGGUAGGGUACUCUGAUCAUAUGUGACCAAUUGUGAAUUAUAUCCGAUUGCCUCAGUUCAAUCUUAGCUAUGUUCUUGUAUACAACUAUUCUGAUUUUAAUCUUUAAUUCCGAUAUGUCGAACUCACGUUACGUUGAAUUGAAUGAAAAUGAAGAGCAAUUACAUAGAACUGCAUAUGAUACACCCCCGUACCAUGAUGAUUGCGAUGAUGAAGACUUACACACUGGGAAUCUAGGCUUGGUUAAUGACGGCAUUUGGGCUUUGAAAGCAAAAUUCAAAGAAUUAAAGGCAUUUAACAAAGCCCUAGUGGCGAAUUUGCUUACCACGAAACUUAAACUGAAGGAAUUGUUUGUGAAUAAAAUACUUGAAAAAAAAGAAAAAUUGGAAGCGUUUAAAACGGACAAACAUAUUAAAUAUCAGUUGCAAGAUCCGCCAUAUUCACAGUACCCUGCAAUACCUCAUGGUUACGACCCAUACAUUGGAAUGUAAGAUUAUAUAGUCAAGUAUUUUGCGCAGGACGCUUUUAUAAAAAAAAGUAUUUGGCAAAAGAUUUACGUAAUUUUCUAAUAUUGUAAAAUGUUUUAAAUAUCUUUUAAAUUAUUAAAUGUGUAUAUUUUAAACGAAAUAAAAAUUAUGAAAUGGU